Messenger RNA from Nothobranchius furzeri (turquoise killifish), 1694 nucleotides. RefSeq names its product solute carrier family 2, facilitated glucose transporter member 5. Gene Ontology annotation, cellular component: plasma membrane. Lineage: Eukaryota; Metazoa; Chordata; Actinopteri; Cyprinodontiformes; Nothobranchiidae. Gene Ontology annotation, molecular function: hexose transmembrane transporter activity. Gene Ontology annotation, biological process: monosaccharide transmembrane transport. The record is from RefSeq and is a predicted model, not a curated record.
AGAAUUAAUAACGGAGAACAAUGCAAAAAUCAGCGGGCAUCUCACGGGGUCACUGCUGGCGGUGGCUUUCCUGGCCUCAUUUGGCAGCUCCAUGCUUUACGGAUACAACCUGGCGGUCAUAAACUCACCUGCAAAGUACAUCAAAGCUUUCUACAACCAGACAUUAUUUAAUUAUCAAGACUGGACUCCAAAUCAGCAUUACCUCACCAUCUUGUACUCCCUGACCGUCUCCAUCUUUGCCAUUGGUGGGAUGAUCGGUGCCUUGCUGGUGGGCAGACUUGCCACUAAAUAUGGAAGAAAAGGGAUCCUGGUGAGAUCCACCAUCCUGGUGUUCAUUGGAGGAGCUUUGAUGGGCUUCAGCCGCUGGAGCAGAAAACCUUCCAUGGUCAUUGCUGGACGCUUCAUUACAGGAGUGCACUCAGGGAUCUCCCUCAGCGUGGUGCCGAUGUACCUCGGUGAGAUCGCUCCAAAGAACCUGCGAGGCUUCCUGGGUCUCAUUCCCAGCAUCCACAUUUGUCUUGGAGUUUUUAUCGCUCAAGUCCUGGGGCUCUCAGAGCUGCUGGGGAAGGAAGAAUACUGGCCUCUGCUCCUCUCCCUUGUGAUGUUUCCUACCAUGAUCCAGUUGAUGUUGUUGCCAUGGUUUCCAGAGAGUCCGCGGUACCUGCUGAUAGAGAAAGGAGAUGUGCCCGCAACCGUUGCAGCCCUGAAAUGGUUCCGCAAAAAAGGAAACAUCCAGGCUGAGGUUGACGAGAUGCAGGAGGAGCAACGCUCCCUCUCCUCUAUAAAGACUCUCUCGGUCAGCCGCCUGUUGAUGGACCGCUCCGUUCGCUGCCUCCUCACUAUCGUGGUGGUCAACAUUGGCAUGCAGCUGUCUGGUAUCGAUGCUAUCUGGUUCUACACGAAUGAGAUCUUCAGGAAUGCAGGAAUUACAGAACCUAACAUUCAGUACACAACGGUGGGAACUGGUGCCGUCGAGGUUAUCGCAGGGAUGCUCGGGUGUUUUACUAUCGAGCGUCUGGGCAGAAGGCCUCUGAUCAUUGGAGGAUUUCUCUUUAUGGGGUUCUGCUGUGCAGGAAUCACCGUAUCUGUCACCUACCAGGCACAGCUUUCCCUCCUGAGCUACGUCAGUGUUGGCUGUGUGGUCGGCAUCAUCGCUGGUUUCUGCAUCGGUCCAGCCGGCGUUCCUUUCCUGAUCACCGCUGAGCUCUUUAAGCAGUCCCACCGACCUUCUGCCUACACCGUGGCCGGUUGCCUCAACUGGUUGUCCAACUUCAUCAUCGGCUUUGUUUUUCCUUUCCUGGAGGAAGCCACAGGACCUUUCUGUUACCUGAUUUUUUGUGCGAUCUGCUGGGGAGUAGCGAUUUAUGCCAUCCUCAUUAUUCCCGAGACCAAAAACAAAACCUUCCUGGAGAUCAGUCAGAUGUUUGCUGCUAAAAAGGAUGUCCUGGAUGACAACAUGAAACUGGCCCUGAUGAACGGUUAUGGAACACUCGGCAUCCAUGAUGAGAAAUAAAAGCAGAAACAUGCUGAUGUUGUGAAACGAAGUAGAAGACGUUCUUCGUGAGGGUGAGGUCAAGCAGUGAAGAUUUUCAUCUGUUGGAUACAGAUUUCUGUCAGUGUUUGCUCUGCUUCUUCUGCUGUGGAAAACAUGAAUGUUUGUUCAUUAUUAUGAUAAUAAAACAUCUCAGGCACAA